Blastomyces dermatitidis ER-3 is the source of this 5871-nucleotide messenger RNA. RefSeq names its product sensor histidine kinase/response regulator. Gene Ontology annotation, molecular function: phosphorelay sensor kinase activity; histidine phosphotransfer kinase activity. Bases 1 to 5871 code for a protein of 1956 amino acids. NCBI's taxonomy places the organism in Eukaryota, Fungi, Ascomycota, Eurotiomycetes, Onygenales, Ajellomycetaceae. The transcript has 3 exons. Gene Ontology annotation, biological process: phosphorelay signal transduction system; protein autophosphorylation. The record is from RefSeq and is a predicted model, not a curated record.
AUGAGGAUGCCACUGCCUCCCUCCCCAACUAAGGCCCCUUCGUCUGCAGCCUCCUGCAACUGCCCUCAUCGACGUCCCUCGAGAUCUCACGUUGCCAGUCAGAGUCCUUUCGUCCAGCGCGACCCCGACCCUCCAUUGCUCUCGAUGCAGCAGCAUGAUACCCCUGGGGCUGACGCGCCUGCCCAUUCUCCAAACCCCACUGCUGCUGCCACCUGCGUGCCCGAGUCUUUUGCGGAGUCCACUUCUUCUCCCGAAUCACGCCAUGGGAGACCCGGGCUGCCACAUCGUAGCCAACGGCAGAGCAUGCACACCCUAGAUGAUUUGCGGAAGCACAUGGAGGGGAUCUCUGUCUCUCACUCCCGUUCUAACUCUUACACUUUCAACACUGGCGCGCCUCCUGAUUCGAGCCAGGGUAUGAAGUCGCCUCGCAAAACCAAGAGAACCAUUCAUUCUACGCCCUCAUCGCCCUCUAACACCCCAAUUCCUCCAGCUUCAUUCUCAAAGUCCAGCGGCCACACUGAUUCUUCUUCUUCGUCCCGGACGAUCAGAUCGCCCAAGCAGACCGAUCAUUCUGAAUUAUCUGCGUUUCCAUUCCCAACGCCUUCAUCCUUAGCCACUUCUGUAGAUCAUUCUCUCGACCCCUUCGCUGAUGCGCGACCGAUCGUGAAGCGCUUGUCGAUACGUAGAACGAAGCCCCGGAGGAAUAGGUCGCCUCUUUCCACCCCUGCGCCUGUGUUUACUGAAGCGAAUGGUUCGACAUGGAGGAAAGACUACUUCAUGGCCCACAACGCUGACACUAGCGCUGAAGACCCGCGGUAUCCUACCCCGAACCUCUACGACAUUACAUUGGUGCUGAAUGCCGAGGCCGGAUUGGAUGCCUGGUGGUCGAAUACAGUGAAGGUACUACAUGCCCAUUUUGGCGCUGAAAGAGCCGCCCUAGCGAUACCUGGAGAUAGUACCGACCUGGAGAAUGUACCAUGGGGUCAAAAGGCAACGUAUAGUUUAUAUGGCUAUAGGACCUCUUUGUCGUCCGCUGGAGCGACAACAGGUAAUCAUGGGGCAGAAACCUCAUUAAAGGAUUCUUCUGACCGGGAAACCACUGAUGUGGACAACAAUCACAAUAACAAUAAAUCUACGAAACUGAACGGACAGGUUCUCACGCCAUCUGAAAAGCGUCCACCUAUGGUUGCACGUCAUUCAUUCGCCGGUUUCGGGAGGCCUGGAAAUAUGGGUAGCCGUGACAAAAGUGUACGACCAGAUGCACCCAAGCGGACGAAAAGCUCGUUGAGCCCUGCCACGAUGCAACAUGGAACAAAAGAUGACGAAGAGUCAACGGAGUCGGCAGAUCAUAUGCCUACCGCGACGUCAGAUCAACAGCGCUCGGAGCCCUCUGUAAAUUCGACGGAAUGUGUCCCAUGCCCAUCGGUGGCAGUUUUCCCUGUUCCUCGUGCUUUGGAAGUUGAAUCGGACCCUCUAAUAAAACGAACAGGCGUGGUGAAGCUUUUUGGAAGAACGAAACCCGCCGUGUUAACGAGACAAUAUUCUCAACAUCCGAUGGCGUCGCCUCUAUACGACUCUAUCGCGAAGCCGCCGUCGAAGGACGACACACUUCAGAACCCCUCGGCUGCUACAGUUCUUAGCGAGCCUACGACCUGCAAUGUUUCAAUUGGUCGAACGAGCAUCUGCUCUGCGUCAAGUACGAGUACUACCACACAGACGAUAACGGAGCUACCAAGGCCUUCUGUCCCUAACUAUAGUCACGAUGAUGCCUCUCCACCCAACUCUUCGUGUUCAGAUUCAUAUGAAGAGUACGAACAAGUUCCCCAGUCGCCCUGGGCGCAAUCCCCUGCUCCAUCGCCCGCCGCCCGCUCGGAUCCAGAGCAAAAUCCUUUCUUCAAUAACAGCAGCAAGAUUGAUGAUGCCUUUGCUUCGAGUCCGCCGUUACAUGAUUAUUCUACGAACCGACCUAUCGCAGCCAUUGGCGUUGAUCUUGCCAAAACAAUCAUACACAUACCCUUGAUACACUCUUCGUCGUCGAAACAACCCUCUUCAAACACAUUGAGAUUUCCUGUUGCUAUCAUUUCCAUCCUCACCUCAACUGUCCCUUACCCAGCGAACCUGAGGAAGUCUCUCGAGUACCUCCUUCCUCACCUCACUACCUCAUUUUGCCUGGCUCAACAGUACAGCCAGCUCGAAAGGCAACUCGCAACUUCAAGGACGCGGCAAUUCGGACAUAUCCUUGGACUUGGCGGAACCUUCUCCGACGCCAGUAGUGAAAUGGAAUUGGUGGCAGGGCUCAGCAGUCACGUUAACUACCCGUUGGGAGAAAAUGUUUCACUGCAAGGCCAUUCAAGCAUACCGAGCCCGCUCCAGCGAUCGGAUACCAGCAGAUCCAAUUCCGCCAUGUCAGGGUCGAAUACUCCCGGCUUAGAAUUUAGUGGCGGUAUGCCUCGUGACAUCUACCUUACGCCGGGGCUAAUGUCGAGACAUUCUUCAGACAACUCGGACAGUUAUUUCAAUAUCAAGCAGCAACCUGGUGGUAUGAUGAACCAACAAAGAUUAAGGCAACAAAAACAAAUGCGAGAGCCUUCCGCUUUAAUAUCGCCCCGCCCUGCGUCAUCGCGGGGUGCAUCUACAGAGUUUGAUGAGUUAACUUCUAGAGAUCCUGGUUUAGUGCCCACCCCAUCGUCCAGGGCCCCGAGUAUGGCUACAUCACCGCAAGGCUCCUCACGAUAUGCUUCGUCCGCUUCGAUUGCUACACAACUACAUAGAGAACUCCCACCUCGACCGUUCCCAGAUACCAUCGCACAGCUGAUGCUCAAUUCGGUACCGUUACACCUAUUUCUGGCGAAGCCCCACAUCGGAGAAGUCAUUUGGACGAAUGAUAAAUUCGAUUAUUACCGAAAAAACCAACCACAUGAGCAACGUGCCAGAGACCCUUGGCUUGAUGUACAUGAGAGUGAACGUGAGAAUUUAUUAAAGGAAUGGGCAAAGGCGCUUCGAUCGGGGUCCCAGUUUACGGAGCGAGUUCGCGUUAAGCGAUACAACGACGAGUCGACCUAUCGUUGGUUUAUUUUCCGUGCGAAUCCUUUGCUAUCGCAGACGGGGGAGCUGCUUUAUUGGAUUGGGUCAUUUCUUGAUGUUCACGAGCAGCACGUUGCUGAAAUGAAGGCAGCGCAGGAGAGGGAGCUAUUUGCCACGAAUGCAAAGUAUAAAGCGCUAGCCAAUUCAAUACCCCAAGUGGUGUUUGAGGCUGCUGAAUAUCGAGGGCUUAUCUCAGCCAAUGAACAGUGGCAGCUGUACACAGGUCAAUCCCUGGAGGAUGCCCUUAACUUAGGCUUUGCCAAACAUAUCCACCCGGAUGACCUUGAAAAAUGCGGCAUCUUGCUCCCACUAAAAAUAACCCUGGACUCGGAUAAUCCAAUCGAAUCUGGGCGUAUCAUUAAUCCCCCGCGGGGUUUGAAGGCUUAUGACGAAAACGCUGAUUCGGGUUCGAGCGGGCUACUGAGUAAGCCUCCACUUUCCCGAACCAAUUCGAUGCGUGAUGAGAACCGACGUUCAACAUACCAAGGGUUAACUCAUGCCCUUCAUGAGCUAGUUGGGAAGGGUGUGGUUACAAUACAGAAAGAUGAAAAUGGGAGAUAUUCGUAUACAACUGAAAUCCGGCUGCGAUCGAGGGGCGGUGAUUUCCGAUGGCAUCUUGUUCGCCUUGUGAAAGUGGAGACGACGAGUUUUGGUGAUGGCGACGCUUCCUGGUAUGGUACCUGCACAGAUAUCAACGAUAGAAAGCUUCUGGAACGGAAGCUGAAUAGGGAAAUGGAGUCAAAGACGAAGUUCUUCAGUAAUAUGUCCCACGAGAUCAGGACGCCGCUGAAUGGAAUAUUGGGGACAAUUCCGUUUAUUUUGGAUACGCAGCUAGACAACGAUCAAAGACGUAUGCUCGAUACUAUCCAGAACAGUUCUACCAACCUGCGUGAGCUUGUGGACAAUAUUUUGGAUGUAUCCAAAGUUGAAGCGGGGAAGAUGAACAUUGUGCAACAGUGGUUCCAUGUUCGCUCUAUCGUGGAAGAUGUGAUUGAUACGAUUGGGUCGAGAGCGAUAGAUAAGGGACUAGAGUUGAAUUAUCUCGUCGAGUCAGAUGUUCCUCCCAUGGUGAUUGGGGAUAGGUUCCGAAUACGCCAAAUCCUUAUAAACUUGAUGGGCAACGCAGUCAAGUUUACGUCCCAGGGAGAAAUAUACACGCGCUGUUCAAUCCACCACGACCCUUCAGUUUCUGUAAAAGGGACGGAGAUUCUUUUGAAUUUUGAGGUUGUUGAUACCGGCAAGGGUUUUAGCUCCACAGACGCCGAGCGGCUAAUGCAAAGGUUCAGCCAAAUCGAGGGGAGCGCGUCCCAGCAACAUGCAGGAAGUGGGCUUGGCCUCUUUUUGUCCAAACAGCUUGUGGAGAUGCAUGGUGGGCGUUUAACUCCGACAAGCAAGGAGGGCCAAGGGGCCAAGUUCUCGUUCUUUGUUAAGGUCGAUGCACCACCACCGCCGCCGCCCCAGGACCUAUCGAACUCCAACCUCGAUGAUCGAUAUCUUCAGCCCAUAGACGACAUUUCUGCACUGAAGAGCCCAAACCAACAGGAGUUUCCUUUCACUCAAGACAUGCUAAGCUUACACUCACCGACAAAUUCAGAUGCCUUGAGCUUGUCCCGCAAACAAUUAUCCGGUUCUUCCUUUGCGUCAAAUAAAACCAACACGCCUCCAUCCUCCCGAGGUGGAGGAACUCCCGCAAAAACUGAUCAGCCUAGCCAAACCGCAUCCUUCGAUAUAUCUACGCACAACGUGACCGGAACUGAGGUUAUUGUUAGCAGUCCUACAUCUCAAAAGUCCGCCCCUCUCCCUCCGUCAUACCAUGUAUUAAUAAUAUGUCCUUUCGAUUAUGCCCGCGAGGCCUUGAAGCAACACAUCGAACAAGUUAUUCCUCUAGAGGCCACGUCUAAAGCUACUGCCGUUCUCGAUGUUGAAGACUGGAAGGAUCUUGUUGCUGGCGGCGAAUGUCCCAAUUUCACCCACCUAGCAAUCAACAUUCCAGAUGCCAACGAUGUCAAGGAAACUAUGCAAAUGAUUCUCCAAUCCGAUUGCAAUAGUAAGGAUAUCAAAAGCGCACCACCGACCAUGAUCAUUGUCUCGGAUAUCUACCAGAAACGAGAGAUAAGUGAUGUGUACGAGCAAUUCUGUGCCGCUGGCGGGCAAGGGUUCUUGGUUCCAAAGCCUGUCAAACCCUCAUCACUCUCAAGGAUCUUUGACCCUUAUAACCAGCGGGAUCUCAGCAAUGAUCGAAACCAGGAUAUGGCGCGGGAGAUUAAUAAUAGUUUCAAGACCAUGUCGAAGAUUGUUAAGGAGGUCAUUGGAAAUAAGGGAUAUCGUAUUUUGCUCGUGGAGGAUGAUGAGACUAAUCGGACGGUCAUGUUGAAAUAUUUGGAAAAGGUUAAGUUGGCUUCUGAAACGGCUGGCAACGGCCAGGAAUGCAUCGACAUGGUAUUUUCCAAAGAACCCGGCUAUUACUCCUUGAUUAUAUGCGACAUCCAAAUGCCAGUUAAAAACGGAUACGAAACCUGCCAAGAAAUCCGCUCCUGGGAACAACGGAACCACUUCCCGCAAAUUCCCAUCAUGGCGCUCUCCGCAAACGCAAUGAUGGAUCAGAUCGAUGACGCCUCACGCGCCGGCUUCAAUGACUACGUGACGAAACCUAUCAAGCACAAUGAACUCGGCAAAAUGAUGAUGGAGCUGUUGGAUCCCCGUGUUCCCCAGAUCCUGCUUAGGGAUCGGAAUAAAUCAGGGAAUUCGUCGUCACCGUCAUCGUCGCAGCAGCAGCAGCAGCGUUGA